This is a messenger RNA of Mercurialis annua (annual mercury), 850 nucleotides long. RefSeq names its product ADP-ribosylation factor 1-like. Gene Ontology annotation, biological process: vesicle-mediated transport; intracellular protein transport. Lineage: Eukaryota; Viridiplantae; Streptophyta; Magnoliopsida; Malpighiales; Euphorbiaceae. Gene Ontology annotation, cellular component: cytoplasm. The record is from RefSeq and is a predicted model, not a curated record. The transcript is spliced from 6 exons. Bases 71 to 646 code for a protein of 191 amino acids. Gene Ontology annotation, molecular function: GTP binding; GTPase activity.
AAAUACAGCUGCAACUGGUUUGAGUUUUUUUUAAUUCUAAUUAAUAUGUAUUUUAUUAAAUUUGUUUCUGAUGAAAAAUGGACCGUUAAUUGUUGCAGAAAUGGGUUUAGCAAUAUCUAGGCUUAUAAAGCAAUUGUUUGCAAGAAAAGAAAUGAGAAUUCUGAUGGUGGGUUUGGAUGCAGCUGGAAAAACAACCAUUCUCUACAAAUUGAAGCUUGGAGAGAUUGUUACUACCAUACCUACUAUUGGUUUCAACGUGGAAACUGUUGAUUACAAAAAUGUUAGCUUCACUGUUUGGGAUGUUGGAGGACAGGACAAGAUUCGACCAUUAUGGAGACAUUACUUUCAGAACACACAAGGUCUUAUAUUUGUGGUUGAUAGCAAUGACAGGGAAAGGAUUUCAGAAGCUAGAGAUGAGUUGCAUAGGAUGUUGAGUGAGGAAGAACUAAGGGUAGCAACUCUGCUUGUGUUUGCAAAUAAACAAGAUCUUUCGAAUGUGUUGACUGUUUCAGAAAUCACUGAUAAACUUGGUCUCCACUCACUCCGCCAGCGCCGGUGGUACAUUCAGUCAACCUGUGCCACUUCUGGGCAAGGACUUUACGAGGGUCUUGAUUGGCUGUCGAGCAACAUCUCUAGCAAGGGUUGAUAUUUGCUGUAAUAAAUGAUGGAUAAUUUAAGUACUGGGAUGAAAUCAAUAGUAAUUGUAAUAAUAUAAUUAUAACCAAAUUACUAUGAUAAGGUGUGUAGAUAAAAUAAAAAUAAAAAAUCCCAAUUAUUGCUGCUGUAAAAUCGAUGAUUUAUUCAGAUACUAUUUAUUUACAAUUAGGCAAAAUACAUGUUUAGAGCACUA